UGCAGUGUAGAAAAUGAGAAUGUGAAAUUUGAUGAGAUUUUCUGGACAGAAAAUGUGUGUGCGCUCUUAGCUUGCCUGACAGAAAAACAAAUGCAGUUCUAUUUGAUAGCAGGGAGCACUGCCACCCUAAUCAGCGACCAUGGCCAAAGAGCAUCUGUGGGCAGAUUUGGGCCCCUUUGUGAGGGAAUGCAUGAAAGCAACAGAUUGGGCUGAAAUAAGUGCAGAAGUGAAACACAGCAGAAGUGUAGGAGCAUUUAUGUCAAAAUGUGAUUUUGAGAUUGAAGUACAGUAUGUGGAUGAUUUGUUGAUCUGUGCAUAUGAUGAAGCUAUGUGUGUGGCUGACUCUGUGUCCCUUUUGAAGCACCUAGAACGAGAGGGACACAAAGUCAGUCUUUCAAAAUUGCAGUUUGUGAAACAGGAAAUAAAGUUUUUGGGACAUGUUAUCAGACCAAACAGUAAAUCCAUCUGUGACAAACGGGUACAGGCCAUAAAAGAUGUGCCAAAACCAAUUACGAAAAAACAAUUAUUGUCAUUUUUAGGAAUGUGUGCUUAUUGUUAUAUAUUUAUUCCUAAUUAUGCCAUUCUUGAACAGCCUUUGCGAGCCCUGAUGACAGGGAAAGGGCUGAGGUAAUGUGACAAGCUUGUUUGGACAAGCGAAGCCGAAGAGGCAUUUGCUAACAUGAAAGUGCAAAUGGCUCUGGCUCCCACUUUGGGUCUGCCAGAUGUAAACAAACUGUUUGUUCAGAUGGUUGAUGAGAAAAAUGGGUUUCAUGACUUCUGUUCUUUUGCAGACUCAUGGAGACAGACUGCGAUCUGUGGCAUAUUUUUCAACCAAAUUGAUGCAGUAGCAGCAGGUCUACCACACUGUUUGAGGGCUGUGGCGGCAGCUGCACUGGCAGUACUGGCAUCCAGAGAAUUUGUGGGGUAUUCUGAUUUAACUUUGAUGGUUCCACACGCAGUCUCCAUGAUUUUGCAAGAACAGAGAACGUCACAUUCAUCUACAGCCCGAUGGCUGAGGUACCACACAAUUUUAUUGGACAUGCCAAACAUAACUGUUAAAAGAUGCACAACUUUGAAUCCUGCCACACUUCUCCCCACAGAGGAGGAUGGCGAGGGACAUCACUGUUGUCUGUCAGCGCUUGAACAGGUGAAAGCUGCUCAGAGAAAGGUUGCUGAAACCUUCCUGCAUAAAAUCAGGCCUGGUGAUUUCGUUGUGAUUCGUGACCUGAGGAGAAAGAGCUGGAAGGCGAAAAGGUGGCUGGGACCAUUCCAAGUGCUACUAAUGACUCACACGGCAGUGAAGGUCGCAGAGAGAGCUAUGUGGGUUCAUGCCAACCAUUGCAGGAAAGUUCCGUCCACAUCGCAGGAGAAUCAGCAACAGGAAGAGAUUGUUCCGAGUGAAUGUCAAUAAACGCCGAGAUCAAGUUUGAACACCAAGUACCACUAUCAGUGGAAGAGCAAGGCCAACCACAGAGAAUAACACGGCCUGUGUGCAGAGUAGACCCCAUCGUGUGGUCACAAGCAGUAAUCAUUGUGAAAAGGUACGAACUGAAAAUAAUUCAAGGAAUAUUAACAACAGACCCCUGCAUUCUAGCUGUGUGUGUUUAAGAGGAGCCAGACACAAGAAGAAGGGAGGAGACUGGAAGAGGCAGGCAGCCCUAGUUGUGGAAACAGCAUCCGGCUGGGCACCAUUAAUCAGCAAAACAGAUAAGACUCUGACUGCUUCAAAGACUGAACUCCUUCACACAUUCUGGUCACACAGCUGCAGUACUGAUCUAGCAAAUGGAAGAAAUGGAGCGUCCGAGACCGUGGCACCCAUUCAGAGUGCUGGGAAUGUGUGGUCUGGGUAAGAGUAUGUGCAUAAUGACUUUGCUUGCAGUGACAAUUUGUAUGAUAAUACUGCACCUUACCGAGGGCCUGAGAGAGUUAUCAACAGAAAACCACACCAACUGGACUGAGACAACUGCGCCAAACAAUACCAUCCGAGAAGCGCAUUUAUGUUCAUGGAGCCAACGCGUGGCCUGGAAGGAGAAAUUAUCAUGAUUCAGGAAGGAACAAAUGUGACUUUCAACUGCAACCCGUUUCAAAAGAACUGUCCGAACUGUGAGGGACGCAGCGAAGAGUAUGUACCUUUCUAUGUCUGCAGAGAUCCAUGCAAGAGGGGCGACGUGAAUGUUUAACUUUUGCCUGGGGUUUUACAAAAGCACUAUGCAGCAAAUGUGCAGUGGUCAUUGUUCUUAGGGGUGGGUACAACAGUAACAAUUAAUAAGAUAAAUGGGCUAGCAUGGACAGUAUUAGCAAUAGCUAAUAGCACAGAAAAUGCUUUGACAAUGAUAAAUGAUGAAAUGAAACAGUUAAGAGAUGCGGUCAUACAAAACAGGUUGGUUCUUGAUAUGUUAACUGCAGAGAAAGGGGGAGUUUGCAAAAUGUUGGGAAUGUCUUGUUGUUUCAAUAUUCCAGAUUACAGCGACAACAUCAUGAAUGUAAUUGAUCACAUGAGAAAAGCUGUACAGGAGCCAGAACAUGUUGAGAGUACAUAGGUUACUUGGUUUAUGAAUCUCUGGGGAGGAUAGGGGUAUUGGCUGAUUCAAACUGUGUUACCAAUUGCGGUGAUAGGACUGUUGAUAUUGUUAUGUUUACCAUGCAUUAUAACGUUUGUUUCCAGCUCAGUACAGAGACUGGUUAAAGCAGGGAUGUCUGUUCAAUUGGAAAAAAUGACAGUCUAUCCAGAGGAUGAUGAACACAAAUAUGAUGAUACAAGUAGCGAGAGCUACUGUAAAAUGUGUUAAAAUGAGGUAUGUCUUUUCUUUCUGAGAAUGUUUUGAUAUGUAAAGAGGGUUAUAAGCAGUGGUCAUCCAUGUUACGAGAUGACGUACAAGGAGAGGGUUUGAAAUGAGGGAUUUUAUUAUACUUUUAUUCUUUGUAUUUUUAUAGCCUGCUGACAAAAACAAGAGAUGUGACAUAACCAAAAUGUCAAAUUGAUGUGUUUUUCCUACUUAAUCUGUACACUAUUUCUUGUUUAUACUGAGGUGACUGAGGAUCUGAUUUCCAUGUCAGAAGUGCAGUAACAGUGUUUACUCAUUUAGCCCAGCUUCAGAUAUAGUCUUUACU
This is a messenger RNA of Xyrauchen texanus (razorback sucker), 3111 nucleotides long. RefSeq lists its product as uncharacterized. The coding region runs from base 680 to 1411 and encodes 243 amino acids. The record is from RefSeq and is a predicted model, not a curated record. The transcript has 2 exons. Lineage: Eukaryota; Metazoa; Chordata; Actinopteri; Cypriniformes; Catostomidae.